Molecule: messenger RNA, 2663 nt
Organism: Canis lupus familiaris (dog)
Lineage: Eukaryota; Metazoa; Chordata; Mammalia; Carnivora; Canidae
Gene: EFNA4
Product: ephrin A4
Exons: 4
Coding region: 1495-2091 (198 amino acids)
Biological process (GO): ephrin receptor signaling pathway; axon guidance
Cellular component (GO): plasma membrane
Molecular function (GO): ephrin receptor binding
Source: RefSeq, a predicted model, not a curated record
GACCCCCGCUCCGAAAGCGGAAAGUGGGAUCUAGGAGCCGGGAGCUGGGGGGCCCCUGGCCUGCGCUCCGGGCCCCGCCCCCUCGCUUCUCCCUGCUCUCCCGCUGUUCCACCCGCCUCCGGCCGGAGCUGGGGCGGGCGGUCUGGAGAGGAAGGGAGGGGGCUUCACUCUCGGGAAAGAACGUGCUGUACCCUCCUGCUCGCUCGGCCUCCUGAUCCCAUUCGCUUCUGCGUUCAUCUCCAUCAUCCUCCGUCCUUCUAUUUCUGUCCUGUCUCGGCCCUGCUCCUCCAGCUGAAUCACCUUCGGGCAAGUCGUUUGACUCCGUAACCUCACUUACCUCAUCUGUAAAAUGGGCUAAUACCACCUGGUAUUCUGGGAAAUCAGGCGGGCGGGCUGAGGUCGCGUGUGGGAGAGAGGUGUCGGCUGUUCAGAUACAAACUAUUAUUUCUUUCUCCCGAGCCUUUGAACCUCGGUAUUUUGGACUGUUUUCAUUUCUCUGCGCAGUUCUCCCUGUCUCUCUCUGCUUUUCCAUCUGCUUGCCUUUCUGAUUUUCUCCUCGAAGCCAAUCUGUGACUCUGUUCAUUUGUUCACUCACCAGCGUUUGGACGCAGUGUGCCGCGUGCCAGGACAUGUGCUAGGAUGCUAGCUAUAGCAGAUGGGACCCCAGCUCUAGCCUCUGAGAGCCCAAGAGACCCCCAGGGCCGGCAGGCAUGAAGAGGGUCAUUACAAUACCCGCAGCACGUGAUCACAGCCAUUGUGCUCCCAGGGCCACAUCCCCCUUGGUUCCAGACCAGUGCCUCCGAAUCCCUUGGAAAACUUGUUAGAAAUUCAGGUUCCUAGCCCCCAACCCUGAGGUUUCUGGCUCAUUCAUGCAAUCUGCAAAUAUUUAUUGAGCGUUGGGGCAGGACCCAUUUCCCGGUGCUCGGGAUGCUGUGGAACCAUCAGACCAAGGCUCAGCUUUGGUCCUAUCCCACUGAGCUGAACCCAGGAAUCUGCAUUUCUGAUCAGAACUUCAGAUACAGGUGGUCCUUAGACCACCCAUUGUGGCAUGGCUAGAGGGGGCGCUCAUAAGUCAGGCUGGACUGUGUGUGGUAGUGAAGGCGGAAGGAGGCUCAUAAUGUGUAAUGCUGUGGGGGGCAACCUAUCCCAGCUCUUCCAUCCUGGCUCCCACAGGCCAUUCCCAAGAGGUUGGGAAGGGAGUCCUGAGUAGGCCAAAGAUGAGUGGAUAUCUGGAGGUGCCUCCCUUCCAUGUCUGACAUUUCCUUGUCCUGAAAAGGAAAAAGAAAAAACAAGCCCCCCCCCUCUCAAUCCUCUCUCUCUCUCUCUUUUUUUUUUUUUUUUGAUGUCAGUCUUCUUGUCAGUAUUGGAUUGAGAGCUAUCAAGUAGGCUUCCUCCCCCUGCUUCUGUCGAAGAGACCUCAGUCCCUGCAGCCGGUGACUGCACUGCGGGCCCAGAUCACACCGCCGCCCCUAUGCCCCAGUGUCUUUGCAGCAGAUGCCCAGCAAACAUCUAGCAAGUGCACAAGGCUAUGUCAGGCCCUCUGCUGGGCACUGGAGCCAGAGAGCUGGUGGCAGCGCCAACCUGAAGAUGCUACUGGGAGGAGACGCCGUGGUCGAGCUGGACCUCAACGAUUACCUAGAUAUCUUCUGUCCACACUACGAGGGCCCAGGGCCCCCUGGCGGCCCUGAGACAUUCGCUUUAUAUAUGGUGGACCGGCCAGGCUAUGAGGCCUGCCAGGCCCAGGGCCCAGGUGCCUUCAAACGCUGGGAGUGUGCCCUCCCCUUUGCUCCCUUUGGACCUGUCCGGUUCUCCGAAAAAAUUCAACGCUUCACACCCUUCUCCCUUGGCUUUGAGUUCUUGCCUGGAGAAACCUACUACUACAUCUCGGUACCACCUCCAGAGAGUUCUGGCACGUGUUUGAGGCUCCAGGUGUCUGUCUGCUGCAAGGAGAGCAGGUCAGAAUCAGCCCAUCCUGUUGGAAGCCCUGGAGAGAGCGGCAGGUCAGGGUGGCAAGGGGGGGGUGCUCUCAGCCCCCUCUGUCUCUUGCUGCUCUUGCUGCUCCCAAUUCUGCGUCUCCUGCGAGUUCUCUGAGCCAAGUGGACCCCUCUGCCACCCCCAGGAGCGAGAGCCCUCCCAAGACUCCCCGCAGGAGCUGCCCUCCACCCCCCCACUGCCACUUGAGCUGGUAUGUCAACCAGCCAGAACAAUGGAAGAGUGGGGGGGUGGGUCAGAGGGUCUGAGGUGAGCCUUCCAGGGGCUGGCCCUUUAUUACAGGCUGAAGAGGAGCUGCAGGGCAACUGCACACAGCCCUGGGCAUGCUGGAGCCCAGGGUCAGAACAUAGGGUCUUUGUCAGCUGCUUUGAUGUUCUCAUUCUGCCCCCUAGAAUUGCUGGGGUUUAGUGGGAUUUAGCCCUUGAGUCUGUGGGGCCAAGAUGGAAGACCUGGGCACAGGUGGAUCACCAGACCAGGGCAAAGAAGCAGCCCAGGCCUGCUCUCUGUGUCCGGUACCCUGUGGGCAGCAUUUCCCCUCCCCAAGGGGUCACUCACUUGUCUUCUAUGAAGACGGACUUGCCAUGAGAUUGAAUAUCAUGCCAGUUUGUAUUUUUAUAAGUGUCUGGACCAAACACUCAAUAAACCACCCAACUUUUUGUUGCUGUCCCCCA